GCAUUCUGUGGGCCUCCCUUUGCUUGUCUUCACUUUGCGCACAAGACCAGGCUGUCGUCAUGACAUUGCCAAAGCAAACCAGCACAACCGACAAUAAUCAGGAAAGUGGGCAUCAACGGGGUCAAGCAGCGGCGCAAGGCGACACCACGCACUUUCAAAGCCGCGCUCACAAGCUGGCCACGCUAAUCAUGAUGACCACGGGUAGCGCAAACGCUGCCAUGUUUCCCAUGAUGUUCAUCUUCUACGGAGGAGUGCCGUUCCUGCUGGCGUACCUUGUCCUGCUGGCGACCGUGGCGAUGCCCGUGAUGCAGCUGGAGAGCAACCUGGCCCAGUUCGCCGGAGACGGCAACUGCGGCGUCUUCAGUACGGUUCCGCUGUUCCUCGGCACGGGCUACGCGCUGACGUUCUACGUAGUUCUGCGCGUGGUGGCCGACUCGUUGCCCCUCUCUGACGUGCUCCUGCAGAUGGUCGGUCUGGGAGGCUCCACGGUCCCAUGGACCGGGUCCUGUCCCGGUGGGUGGACGGCCAACAACCGCACCUGUUACGCCGUCAGACAGGGAUCGGUCCCGUGCCGAUUGUUGCGCGGUCGUUUCGCGGACUCGUUCCGGCGCAUGGCACUGGGCGAAGGCGUACCUCUGCUGCGCGGCGACCAGGUGGUGUUGGUGCCGUCCAAGUCCUACCACCACGAUGCCGCCGGGUGCAUGCCCGACCUGUACACACCGGCGCCCCCCUACGACUUCCGACGUCAACAGAGUUGGGCGGAGCACACGUACGACCACAUCCGCGCACAGCCUCUGCUCUCGAUGGCCGCUAUCUGGGUCCUGGUGUUCGCGCUCGCCCACGGUGGUUUCAUCAGGCUCAAGAACGUGCGUCUCGCGUGCUUCACCUGAU
Messenger RNA from Dermacentor silvarum, 891 nucleotides. RefSeq names its product sodium- and chloride-dependent glycine transporter 2. Gene Ontology annotation, molecular function: dopamine:sodium symporter activity. Bases 60 to 890 code for a protein of 276 amino acids. The record is from RefSeq and is a predicted model, not a curated record. Gene Ontology annotation, cellular component: neuron projection; neuronal cell body membrane; presynaptic membrane. The transcript is spliced from 6 exons. Lineage: Eukaryota; Metazoa; Arthropoda; Arachnida; Ixodida; Ixodidae. Gene Ontology annotation, biological process: sodium ion transmembrane transport; dopamine uptake involved in synaptic transmission.